UUAUAAUUAUUAUUAUAUAAAUAUUAUUAGAAUUCACUAUGAAUGCCCACAUAACACACAAUAGGUGGGGUCUUCAUGCUAAGUGUUACCCGAUACUCUCUCAGUUUUCAAUAAUGAUGGUGUAACUGUUCUUUGAAAAUGAACCCAAAAGUUACAACUUCAAUCAUAGAUGCCACAGAAUAUAACCCCCCGUAUAAGCGGUUGUGACACACAGAUGUCGUUUUAUUCACAGAGAUAGUUGUGACACAAGAAUGCACGUUGAAGAUCAUUAAAGGCGCUGAUGACAUGCUCAAUCGAGUGGUUGACGCUUUGUCUGGCAUGGGAACAAUAUAACCAGGGAACAAGAUAAGCAGAUUAGGUGGGAAGAGGUUGAAUAACCUCAGUGUCAAUCACCUCUCCAUUAAACAGAUAAAGUCGGGUGUAUCAACCAAGUCUGAACACUCGGAAAUAACACACCCUGUCAAAGUUCAUCUCUCCUGACACACUCACUGGGUCUAACCAUUUUAAUGAAAACUCUGACCUUGGAGUUAUUUUAAUUACUGCGACUUUAGCCUGUGAAUGAAUGAGCUGCAGUUGCUCUCAUAAACGUCUAAACUCUUAACUUGUCAUACCACCUUCCCUCCUUAAAGGACACCUAAAGGGUAAAGUACACAGGCUGUUGAAUCUACUGCUGGAAUGUGCUGGCUGACACUGCGAUGUAAAGGAACAACAGACUGAUACAGUCACAACCUACUGGUAUGGUACUUUACUGAAGUCAUUUCUACUGAGAGAGAAAGCUGGGAACAAUUAAGAUUUUUUAAAACUUUUUUGUGUUCAAACUUUAGUUUUUUAGUCAAUUUUUCAAGAGGAAGUGGAAGAGGAAUCUCCAAGCAAUGGACGAAGCUCCCAACAGCACCAUUCAUCCAGCUUGUUUACAGGAGCCGCCACUGGCUAUUGAUGUGAUCAAGCAGCUAGAUGUGUUUGACUUUUGUCUGUACUCCGUUCUGACCCUCAUGUCCUGCAUCUCCCUGCUGCUGUACCUGGAGCAAUGCAUCUAUAUUUAUAAAAAACUCCCCUACCCCAAGAAGACAACCAUCAUUUGGAUAAAUGGUGCAGCACCAGUCAUUGCCACCAUGUCUUGUUUUGGGAUGUGGAUCCCGAGGGCAGUCAUGUUCACGGACAUGACAUCUAACUGUUACUUUGCAGUCGUGGUGUAUAAGGUCUUAGUUCUAAUGAUCGAGGAGUUGGGAGGUAGCAAUGCUUUUCUGCAGCGGUUUUCUGGUAAAACCUUCAGGAUCAAUACAGGACCCUGCUGCUGCUGUUGCCUCUGUUUACCCCGGGUGCCCAUGUCGAGGCGAUUGCUAUUCUGGUUAAAGUUGGGUGCUCUUCAGUAUGCAAUCCUAAAGACGGUGCUCUCUGUCCUCGCCAUAGUGCUGUGGACAAAUGGCAACUUUGAUCUCUCAGAUCUAGAGAUCACUGGUACAGCCAUUUGGAUUAACCCAUUCAUCGGCGUUCUCACUAUCAUCUCCCUUUGGCCUGUUGCCAUCAUCUUCAUGAACACAAACAGCUUUCUACGCAGCCUCAAAAUAGUACCCAAGUAUGCCAUGUACCAACUAGUACUUGUAUUGAGUCAGCUUCAGACAUCAAUUAUUAACAUCCUGGCCUUGGAUGGAACCAUCGCCUGUGCCCCUCCUUUUUCUUCUCAAGCACGUGGAUCCAUGCUCAGUCAGCAGAUGAUGAUCAUGGAGAUGUUCAUCAUCACUCUGGUCAAUCGUUUUUUGUUCCGUCGUACAUAUGAGGCGCUUCCCUCUGAGACAGUUGACAAUGACCACAAUGCCAAAGCUGAGCUGCAGCCUGCUGUCAUGGAGCAUGAUGUCUAAAAAAAUGACACAGUGAUCUUUAAUUAUGUAUAAGAUAUUCUAAGUUAAGAGAUCAUCAUCACAUUGUCGAACUUUAGUCUGAACUGUUUUUAUUUGAUAAAUAAUAAGGGGAGAGAACAUCCCUAUUUAGGUAACUAUCAAAUUUCUUUGUACAUUUCACACAGCACUCAUUGAUAUUUGUUGAUAUCCGUAUCCUUCUGUAUAGGUGGGUUGGUUUCUGCUUACACAGUGAGGUGUAUGGUGUAUCCAGAGUAAAUAGGACAUUGAUUCUGGAAAGAGAUAUUGGCUGUUGAAUUGUUGAUAUGUUUUUUUUACUGCCAGUUUUCGUAGCUUUCAUAAACACUUGAAACCGAGAGAAACAGCUAACCUAGCUUUGUCCAAAGGUAACAAAACCCACCUACCAACACCUCUAAAGCUCACUAAUUAACACGUCUUAUUUGUUUAGUCUAUGCAAAAAAGUGUUAAAGUUUUAAAAUGACACAUUGUGGGUUUACAGGAGAGUUUUGUGCAGGACGUCUUCAUAAAUUUUGCACAUACAUGUACAGAACUUACCAUACAAAUGAGAGUGGUAUCAGUCGUCUCAUCUUAGUCUCAGUCUGCAAGAAAGCGAAUGUGUACUCUCAUAACAACAAACUAUUCCUUGAAGCUGAACUGGUUUAAAAAAAUAAAAAAUAUAUUGGAAACAUUUUAGUGAUAGCAUUUUCUUUUGAAACUAUGUCCAUCCAUCUCUGCUGCAAUCAUUAAUUCUGCCUGCAAUAAUAGACCAAUUUCUUUGUUCCUUUGUGCAACUGCAUACCAGUGUGAGCCUGUACCCUUAAACCUCAUACUGUGUCUUAACAUAGCCUGAAAUUAGUUCAAAGAUAGCUGACCCACUUACUCAGACUUAUUUGGGUGAAAGAAUACAUGUGGAUGAGACAGCAGCUUUAUUUUUACAGCCGUCUGCAGCCAAACUCUACCAUGUGUUGUUUCUUCAGCAACCACAAGAGG
This is a messenger RNA of Larimichthys crocea (large yellow croaker), 2846 nucleotides long. Its product is annotated as organic solute transporter subunit alpha-like. The coding region runs from base 873 to 1859 and encodes 328 amino acids. The transcript has 8 exons. NCBI's taxonomy places the organism in Eukaryota, Metazoa, Chordata, Actinopteri, Sciaenidae. The record is from RefSeq and is a predicted model, not a curated record.